AUGACUGUCCAAACUGUACUACUUCACAAACUUCACCUAUAAUUUAAAAGCACCUUUAUCUGAGACACUGCCUUGCGCACAGGGAGCGUCUUCAAGAGGUUUGUUUGAUCGUUUACCUUUAUUAUCCAGUGGCUUCAUAAACGCAGCGCUGUCACCGUCCAAUGAAAGACGCAGUUGACGAGCGGAACAGCUCCGUCAUUUUGACUGCUGAACUACAAGUCGAAGCAGGUCGGACAAAGAGUCGCAUAUUUCAAUGCUACCGCCGAGUUCAGACUUCUUUAGACUGCGUGAACAGCGCUUGACGGACAUUAUAAUAUUGAGCUGAAAGGGAAUUGUUUGGUAGCGAUUAUGUUUUUGUCUUUUGUAGCCCGUUUCCUGUUCAACGACAACUUUUGACAAAUCUAGUGUCUACGGAGAACGACAGUGAGGAUUUUCACUGACGGAGAGUAGGCAGACAGGAUGUUUAGUCUUACUGAAGUUGCCUCCCUUAAUGACAUCCAGCCAACUUAUCGCAUUCUGAAACCAUGGUGGGAUGUGUUCAUGGAUUACAUUGGCGUGAUAAUGUUGAUGUUAGCCAUCUUUUCCGGGACUAUGCAGUUAUCCAAAGACCAAGUGGCAUGUCUUCCAAUUCUCGAGAAAAACAUAAACCUUGAGGGGGCACAAAAUCGAUCAGAAUGUUCCUUAUCAUUUCCGGGCAGAGGACCUCCAACAACUAAAGACCUUCCUGACAGUGUUGCGAAUGAGCUUCUUAACACUCAACCUGCCCCCUUACCAAAAGAAGGAGUGUGGACUCAACCUCAGCCUACAGGAGUUAAAACAAACCUGGACUUCCAGCAGUAUGUUUUUGUCAACCAAAAGUGCUACCACGAUGCCUUACCAUGGUUUAACAAGUACUUCCCUUACCUUGCCCUCAUACACACUAUAAUGCUAAUGGUGAGCAGCAAUUUUUGGUUCAAGUACCCAAAGACUAGCUCAAAGAUCGAACACUUUGUUUCCAUUUUGGGGCGGUGCUUUGAAUCACCAUGGACAACGAAAGCAUUGUCUGAAACCGCUUGUGAAGAUUCAGAGGGAACCAAGCAGAGGUUUACUGGUGGUUCUGUUUAUCACAAACACGUAUCUUCAGAGGACAGUCAGUCUACUCCUUUGGUGGAAACUCCAACAGUGCCAUUUUCAACUGAAAAGCUCAUCGCAGAAGCUCCCAGCCUUACCACCUUGGAUAAAAAAGACGGCGAACAAGCCAAAGCCCUUUUUGAGAAAGUGCGGAAAUUUCGAGCUCAUGUAGAAGACAGCGACUUCAUUUACAAACUCUAUGUGGCUCAGACGACGAUAAAAGUCCUAAAAGUCAUACUGAUCUUGAGCUAUACGUCAACAUUUGCUGCAGAAAUAAGCUUCUGCCAUAUUUGCAAACCUAAAGUGGAAAGUUUGACAGGAUAUGAUCAGUUCUUCUGCACACACAACAUGGCAUUCAUGUUAAGGAAACUUCUCUUCACUUUCAUGGCUAUGAUCUGUCUCUAUGGAUUGGUGUGUCUGUACACGCUCUACUGGCUCUUCAGGAGACCUCUUAAGGAGUACUCUUUUGAAAAAGUCAGAGAGGAAAGUAGCUUUAGUGAUAUUCCUGAUGUCAAGAAUGACUUUGCUUUUCUGUUACACAUGGUCGACCAGUAUGAUCAGCUGUACUCUAAACGAUUUGGGGUGUUUCUCUCUGAGGUUAGCGAGAACAAACUACGAGAAAUAAGCCUUAAUCAUGAGUGGACUUUUGAAAAACUUCGUCAACAUGUGUCAACCAAUGCUCAAGAGGAGCAGGAACUUCACCUCUUUAUGUUGUCGGGACUCCCUAAUGCGGUAUUCGACCUCACUGAUCUGGAAAUCUUAAAGUUAGAGCUUAUUCCUGAGGUCAGAAUUUCAGCUAAAGUUUCUCAGAUGACCAACCUACGGGAGUUACAUCUAUAUCACUGCCCUGCUAAAGUGGAACAAACUGCUUUCACUUUUCUCCGUGACCAUUUACGAUGCCUUCACAUUAAGUUUACUGAUGUCGCAGAAAUCCCACCAUGGAUUUAUCUGUUGAGGAGCCUCAAGGAACUGAACCUGUUUGGGAACUUGAACUCUGAACACAACAAGAUGAUUGGACUGGAGUCACUGAGAGAUCUGAGACACUUGAGGACACUGUACCUUAAAAGCAACCUUAACAAAAUACCCUCAAACCUAACAGAUUUGUCACCACAUCUCGUUAAAUUAGUGAUACACAACGAUGGGACUAAAUUACUGGUGCUGAAUAGUCUUAAGAAGAUGACCAGUCUGGUUGAUCUGGAGCUCCAUAACUGUGAUUUGGAGAGGAUUCCCCAUUCCAUCUUUAGCUUGGCUAACUUGCAAGAACUUGAUUUGAAGAAUAACAACAUCCGCACCAUUGAGGAGAUCAUCAGUUUUCAGCAUUUGAGAAGACUGGUGUGCCUCAAGUUGUGGUACAACAAGAUCAGCACUAUUCCACCAUCUAUAGGCCUUGUGAAGAGUCUGGAGUCCCUAAUUAUCUGUCACAAUAAAGUGGAGAGCCUUCCUCCAUCUCUGUUUCACCUUCCAAAACUGAGGCACAUUGACCUCAGCAACAACUCCAUCUCAAAUAUACCCGUAGAGAUAGGACUCCUUCACAAUCUUCAACAUUUUGCAAUCACAGGCAACAAGGUAGAAGUUCUACCUAAUCAACUGUUCAAGUGUUCAAAACUGAAGGUUUUGUGUGUGGGUCAUAACAACAUCACCAGCAUCCCAGACUCCAUUGGCCAGUUAGUUCAGCUGUCCCACCUAGAGCUCAAAGGGAACUGCUUGGAUUACCUUCCAUUUCAGCUUGGCCAAUGUCAGCUUCUUCGGAAGAACCUCCUCUUUGUAGAGGAUCAUCUUUUUGACACACUGCCUCUUGAGGUCAAGGAUAGCAUGAGUAGUGAUUAAUGGAACGUAUCUGAAGGGAUUUAAGCAUUACACUUUGUGUUUGAUGACACAACUAUCAGACAAACCAAAAUGCUUAAUAAAUGAAUAUGUAAAGGAUAACGCAGCUUUUUUUUAUGGGCCUGCCAAUAUAUCAUCAACAAUACGGUCUAGAAGCGGGCCUCAAAGACAGGAAGAAAAAACACAAGUGUUGCAAAAUAUAACAGGAACGUUGCAAACAACAGGUUUGUGUUUGCUUCUGUUUGCCUAAAAUGUAGGUUUAAUUUAAAUCUUGUUCUGUUACAUUUUUUCAUGUGUAUAUGUUUGUAUUUGCAAACAUUUCUUGUUGUUGAAUAUGCAGACUGAUGUUUCUUAUAAAGGGACAGUUCACCCAGAUUUGAAAUUCUGCCAUCAUAGCCUCAUCUUCAUGUCACUCAAAACGUCUAUUAAUUUCUCACUUUGGUAAA
Messenger RNA from Danio aesculapii, 3380 nucleotides. RefSeq names its product leucine rich repeat containing 8 VRAC subunit Da (gene lrrc8da). Gene Ontology annotation, molecular function: protein binding. Bases 460 to 2937 code for a protein of 825 amino acids. The transcript is spliced from 2 exons. Lineage: Eukaryota; Metazoa; Chordata; Actinopteri; Cypriniformes; Danionidae. The record is from RefSeq and is a predicted model, not a curated record.